This is a messenger RNA of Zeugodacus cucurbitae (melon fly), 2048 nucleotides long. RefSeq names its product sialin. The record is from RefSeq and is a predicted model, not a curated record. Gene Ontology annotation, molecular function: transmembrane transporter activity. Lineage: Eukaryota; Metazoa; Arthropoda; Insecta; Diptera; Tephritidae. Bases 370 to 1761 code for a protein of 463 amino acids. The transcript has 10 exons. Gene Ontology annotation, biological process: transmembrane transport; monoatomic anion transport. Gene Ontology annotation, cellular component: plasma membrane.
AUUGAGCCGUAAAAUAUAAAAGUUUGCCAACUGCAGCGCGCAGUACGUUUGGACUAUUCAAAGCGUGCGGUGGUGAUUUGGCUUAGUACAAGCUACGAGACAGGCAGUUAGUGGUGUUUAAAAGUGUUACAGUUAGCGCGAAGUCUAAAACAUACAAGUAACGGACGUGUGAAUGCGUCAAACAGUGCAAUAUACAUAAUUAGUUGUUGGUCUCUACGCGGCAGUGUGCAGAAGACAAUUGAAAAAACAUUGUCGAACUUCUACUUGUUGAUAUGAGUUGCUAAAAUCACUUGAAGACAUUGAACGAAGCACAGUUUCGUCAAAUAAAAAACUCAACUACCUCGUUAUAAAACCACCAAAACUAUCAAAAUGGCGUUCAUAAAUUUACCAUGCCUUCACAUUCCAAAACGCUUCAACAUAGCGGUAAUGUUGUUUAUGGCGUGUCUUAUGAGCUAUAUGAUGCGUGUCAAUCUAAGUAUUAAUAUCAUAGCUAUGGUCGAACAGACGGACCCCAAUGCCACCGAACCGCUACCAAAUUACGGUCCACGUUACAACUGGAGUCAAACGGAUCAAGCCAACUUAUUAGGCGCUUACUUCUAUGGCUAUAUGAUUACCUCACUGCCAGCUGGUAUGCUGGCCGAGAACUUUGGUGGCAAGCCGGUAGCUGGUUGGAGUUGUUUGGGCGCUGCCGCACUAACGGCACUCACACCUCUCGCCGCAUCUUGGGACAAAUGGGCUGUAUUUGCGAUACGUUUUCUCAUCGGCUUCUUGAGUGGCGUGAUUUAUCCGUGUUGUCACAAUUUGGUCUCAAAAUGGUCGCCACCUGAUGAGAAGGGAAAAUUUGUCGCCUCUUUAAUGGGUGGCACAUUCGGCACAGUGAUUACCUGGCCUAUAAGUGGUUUACUUAUCGAGAGCAUGGGCUGGGAUUGGGCUUUCUAUAUGGUUGGUCUGUUUGUAUUGAUCGUUACAUUGAUUUGGUUCUACAUUGUGGCAGAUAGUCCAGCACAACAUCGUUCCAUUUCGGUUAAAGAGCGUGAAUAUAUUGAAAAGAGUCUGGGCGAUACCAUUACGACCCAGAAGCGCUGGCCACCAUAUAAGAGUCUCCUUGUUUCUCUACCCUUCUGGUCGCUACUGCUCUUGCAUUAUGGCAGCAUGUGGGGUCUGUUCUUCCUAAUCACCGCUACACCUAAGUUCCUUAGUGAGGUGCUCGGUUUCAACUUGUCUUCGGCCGGUUUCCUCUCCAGCUUGCCACAUUUGGCGCGUUUACUCUGCGCCUUCGGCUUCGGCGCCAUUGCGGAUCUCAUACGUCGCAAGAGUUGGUUGAGCGUGACAGUAAUGCGCAAAACUUUCUGUCUAUCUUCGCAUAUUCUGCCUGGUAUCAUGCUGAUCGUACUGGCAUACUUCGGAAAAGAUCCUUAUGUUUGUGUAGCCAUUAUGACAAUAUCUUUGGGUUUCAAUGGCGCAGCAACAGCAAGUAAUCUGCAGAACUCUCAAGAUCUGGCACCCAACUAUGCGGGCACACUAUACGGUAUCAUUAACUGUAUUGGUACUACGCCUGGUAUUUUCUCGCCAAUGAUUGUGGCGGCCUUCACUAAAGAAAGUAACACCAUUGAGCAGUGGCACAACGUGUUCCUGAUAGGCGCCGCAGCCUACAUUAUACCAGCACUAUUCUUUUGGGUAUUCGGUUCGGGUGAAAUACAGAAAUGGAAUGAAAUCGACAAGAAAACGUCGAAGAAUGACACCAUCAACACGAAACUGUAAAACUGGAAAAGUAUUGCAUAUAUACCAUAUAUAGUGUUUUAUUAGUCUGUCGGAUAAUCUGGUAUUAUUGUAAAUGUAUUUAUACCUAUCAAGUAUGAGUUGUGAAAAUCCAUGGCGAUUUAAUAUCUAUAGUGCUUGUAUAAAUUAUUAAGCCCAUUUGUAGGGCUGUACAAAAAAGUAUGCGUACGGAGUAAGUAUGUAUGCUAUAGUGAUAUAUUCCUUUGUACCAUUAAGCUGUGAAUUUAAUAAAUAUUGAACUUAUAUACAUAUAAUUCAUGUAAAAAAUA